Molecule: messenger RNA, 2038 nt
Organism: Nelumbo nucifera (sacred lotus)
Lineage: Eukaryota; Viridiplantae; Streptophyta; Magnoliopsida; Proteales; Nelumbonaceae
Product: 3-hydroxyisobutyryl-CoA hydrolase-like protein 3, mitochondrial
Biological process (GO): L-valine catabolic process
Cellular component (GO): cytosol
Molecular function (GO): 3-hydroxyisobutyryl-CoA hydrolase activity
Source: RefSeq, a predicted model, not a curated record
GAGCAUUAUUACCGUUAGUUUUCUGGUGGACAAAAAUGGCAAAAUAAAGAAAAGCUCGAACAAGUGAAAUCCUCUUCUGUUGAUAUCUCUUUCUCUGCAGGCUGCACGGAAAAACAAAUGCGUACUCUACUGUCUCACUCUCGGCUACUCCACGCAUCUUCUUCUCUUUGGUCUUCAAUUCUUGUCUCCAGUAGAAAUUCCACCUCGAGAAUUAUCAGUUUCCGUCAUCUGAGUCUCUUCAAAAGUUUCGAAGCAUCUCCUUCUAGACGAACUUUUGCGAUCAUGGCUGGAAGUGAGGAUUUCGUGAAGGGAAAUGUCUUUCCCAAUGGAGUGGCAGUUAUCACCCUCGACCGCCCCAAAGCACUCAAUGCCAUGAACCUAGAUAUGGAUAUCAAAUAUAAAAAUUAUCUCGAUGAAUGGGAAGCAGAUCCUAGAGUCAAGUGUGUUCUGGUAGAGAGCAGUUCACCUCGUGCCUUCUCAGCAGGUGGCGAUGUGAAGCAGAUCACUAUGAGACGUAAAAAAUCAGAUAUGAUUGAGGCAUUUACUGCAGAGUAUUCUCUCAUAUGCAAAAUUUUUUACUAUAAAAAGCCAUAUAUCUCAUUCAUGGAUGGCAUAACAAUGGGAUUUGGAAUUGGACUUUCUGGUCAUGGUCGGUACCGGAUUGUCACUGAGAGAACAGUCCUUGCCAUGCCAGAAAAUGGAAUUGGCUUGUUCCCAGAUGUUGGAUUUGCUUACAUUGCAGCACAUAGUCCAGGAGGCGGCUCAAUUGGUGCUUAUCUUGGAAUGACCGGGAAAAGGAUUACUUCUCCUUCUGAUGCAUUAUAUGUAGGCCUUGGGACUCAUUAUGUGCCAUCUGGAAACUUGGGCUCACUGAAGGAGUCCCUUCUUGCACUGACUUUCUCCGAUGAUCCACAUGAAGAUGUUAAUGCACUGUUGUCCAAGUAUAGCAAGGAGCCUGAGGUAAAGGCCCAACUGGAUUUGCUUUUACCACAAAUAGCAUCAUCCUUUGGCACACAUAAAUCUGUCAUUGAGACGAUGGAAGAACUUGAGAAGCAUCAGCUGAGCACAGAAGCUACAGUGGCAGAAUGGGCUACUGAUGCACUUGCAGGGCUUGGAAAAGGUGCUCCUUUUUCUCUAUGUUUAACACAGAAUCACUUCUCUAGAGUUGCCUCUGCACAGGGUAAAAAUGGUAACGAUCUAUGCAAAUUACAUGGUGUAAUGAAAGCUGAAUAUCGUAUUGCCAUAAGGUCUUCGCUUCGAAAUGAUUUUGCUGAAGGUGUACGUGCAGUCUUGGUGGACAAGGACCAGAACCCAAAGUGGAACCCAUCGAGAUUGGAGGAUGUUGUUCCAAGUGAAGUGGAUGCUCUCUUUGAGCCACUGGGCCCAGAAGUUGAUGAACUGAGAGUGUGAUUCUUAGAAGAUCAAAUUGUUCCAGUCUUUUAGUUUCUUGUGUUCAUAACAGCAGAAGACUUAAAUCGUCAUUAAAUAGAUUGUGAUCCUAUGGACAAAAGAAUAAAAAUUGGAUGAGUGAUGCCCACUACAUACCAUAGUUUUGCGUCACCAUACUAUAGUUUUAUUAUUUGUCCAUGAAGCUACUAUAGUUUUGCAUCAUCAAUUUGCGUGGGAAGGAGCACAUUUUGAAUAUUUGGUACAUGACACAGACUGUUCUCACACUAGCGAGAGGAAGGACUGGAUACUGACCUGAGCUCCGGCAUUUUUUGCUCAUAGCGGCUACUCUAAAACAUGAAGCAAUGUUCUUACACUUGUCAGCCAGAGAUUUUAUCCAAGCACCAAGCAAUAACACCUUCAGACUGGUACUCGGUGCUAAUUUGUACUUUAAUCUCCCCAUGCAACAGCUCUUGAAUUCAAGACAAGGAAAAUGGCUUCAUUAGUGAAGACUAAUACCCCAAAUGUUGUGCCAAGAUGUGGACUCUUCCUGAGUCGCAUUGUUUUGCAAGGUUCAAACUUCAAAGUAUUGGUACGAUAUGUAUCGGUUUUUCAGGCUGUCGAUACGCAAAAUAAAAAGUAUUUGCGACCA